Molecule: messenger RNA, 1473 nt
Organism: Knipowitschia caucasica
Lineage: Eukaryota; Metazoa; Chordata; Actinopteri; Gobiiformes; Gobiidae
Source: the annotation of a GenBank genome assembly
AUGAAGACCUCUCUGUCUCAGACUCUGUGUCCAGAGUGUGAUGAAGUCCUCUCUGUCUCAGACUCUGUGCGGCUGGUUGGAGGCUCUGGUCUCUGCUCUGGAUCACUGCAGAUCUGGGACCGGUCCUGGAUCUCGGUCUGUGAAGGUGCCUUGGACCUGCGGGGAGCAGAGGUGCUGUGCAGGGAGCUGGGCUGCAAUGCUCCUUCUGUCCUCCAGGGGGAGCUCUCUCCUCUGGGGCAGACGUUCCACUGUGAGGGCCAUGAGUCUGCUCUGGUGGACUGUCCCCGCUCCAGACCCAAGACCUGUCCCUCUGGACCCAGUGAGGACGUCAUCUGCUCAGAGCCGCUCAGGCUGGUGGGAGGGGCCAGUCGCUGCGCCGGGACAGUGGAGGUCAGCUUCAGAGGAGAGUGGAGACGAGUGAGGAAGAGAGAAGACUGGACCGAGGAGGACUCAGCUGCUGUGUGCAGAGACCUGGACUGUGGGUCUGCUGUUUCUGGACGUCACAGAGAUGGUUUUCCACACAGUCCUUUGUGGAUGAUCUCAGCUGACUGCAUGAAGAGGAGGACGACUAAACUGAGAGAAUGUGUUUAUGACUACACUUACUCCUCCUCCUGGUUUGGUGUGGAGGUGAUGUGUUCAGACUUACUGAACCGUCCAGUCCUGUCCCUCUCUGUGACUGUGGGGGCCUCCCAGGUCCAGGUCUCCCAGGUCCAGGUCUCCCAGGUCUCCCAGGUCCAGGUCUCCCAGGUCCAGGACUCCCAGGUCCAGGACUCCCAGGUCCAGGUCUCCCAGGUCGGGGUGCAGGUGGUGCGUGUGCAGUUGGGGUCUCAGUUCUCGGUCCAGUGCUCGGUGAAGCCUCAGUUCCCAGGAGGCUCCUUCCAGCUGCUCUCUCCCUCUGGGAACCACACCCUGCCUGCUGUCAAUCACUCUGCACACUUCCUGUUCAAUCACACUGGCCCCGCCCACAAAGGAGACUACACCUGUGUUUACCACCUACAGGUGUUCGGCCACAGCUUCACCUCCGAGAGCGAGAGACUGGAGCUGAGGCUGGGAGUUCAAAGGUUUAACCCGAUCAUCAGAGUCCUGAUUAUUCUACUGAUGACUCUCCUGUUCAUCUUGCCACUGUGCUACUACUGCUACAAGGUUAAGUCCAGAAGAGGCGCUAGUGAGACACAUGAGACCAUGAUCCUGAUGAAUGAGGUCAUCACAGAAGAGGAGAGAGGAGGAGACGGACCAGAAGAGGAGAGAGGAGGAGACGGACCAGGAGAGGAGAGAGGAGGAGAUGGACCAGGAGAGGAGAGAGGAGGAGACGGACCAGGAGAGGAGAGAGGAGGAGACGGACCAGAAGAGGAGAGAGGAGGAGACGGACCAGGAGAGGAGAGAGGAGGAGAUGGACCAGGAGAGGAGAGAGGAGGAGAUGGACCAGGAGAGGAGAGAGGAGGAGAGGGAGCAGGAGAAAUGAGUGAAGUGUAA